Messenger RNA from Sphaeroforma arctica JP610, 335 nucleotides. RefSeq lists its product as hypothetical. The record is from RefSeq and is a predicted model, not a curated record. The transcript has a single exon. Lineage: Eukaryota; Ichthyosporea; Ichthyophonida. The annotation marks the transcript as partial.
GCUUGAAUAUCUGCCACUUCGUUGACGGUUUCCUGGCGAUACAUGGUCCUGGCAGGGACAGACAAGAAUCAGCCAAGAUCUGCUCACUGUUUGCCUUCCUCGGCAUCCCAAUCGCCUUUGAGAAGUCCACAACCUCAGUUACUGUAACGGAAUACAUUGGUGUGCUUAUAGAUAUCAGGGCCCGUACGGUUGGCCUUAGCGCACAUAAGUUGCGCUCGUACAAAUUGCUGUUGCACGCAUGGUGCUCUCGCACAACUGCAACCGCUCAUGACAUCGCCUCACUUGGCGGACGUCUCAUUUGGCUGUGUGCCAUAUUUCCACAAGCACGACCAUAA